Messenger RNA from Medioppia subpectinata, 210 nucleotides. Lineage: Eukaryota; Metazoa; Arthropoda; Arachnida; Sarcoptiformes; Oppiidae. The record is from the annotation of a GenBank genome assembly.
AUGUCAAACAUCUGUCUGAAGUGCAACCGCGCCGUGUAUGCGGCCGAGGAGAUGCUGGCCGGCGGUCUCAAGUGGCACAAGAUCUGUUUCAAGUGCAACCUGUGCAACAAGCGCCUGGACUCGGUCAACGUGAACGCCCAUGAUCAGGCCCUGUACUGCAAACAGUGCUACGCCCGCAAGUUUGGCCCCAAGGGAUACGGUUUUGGCGGC